CAUUCCACCAUGGCGGCCCUGGAGGCCGCGGCCGCUGCCGCCCCCGGUUUGCUGGGCGUUCUAUGGCUCCUGUCUGUGACCGUGAGCGCGGGGCCGUGGGGGGCAGCGGCCGCUGCCGCGGGGGGCGACGAGACGGUCAAGUGCGAGGACCUGAGAGUGGGACAAUAUUUUUGUAAAGAUCCUGAAAUCAAUGAGGCUACCCAAGAACCUGUUAACUGUACAAAUUACACGGCUCAUGCUUCGUGUUACCCAGCGCCCAACAUAACCUGUAAGGAUUUUAGUGGCAAUGAAACACAUUUUACUGGACAUGAAAUUGGUUUUUUCAAGACCAUCCCUUGCCGUAAUGUGUAA
Molecule: messenger RNA, 351 nt
Organism: Gracilinanus agilis (Agile Gracile Mouse Opossum)
Lineage: Eukaryota; Metazoa; Chordata; Mammalia; Didelphimorphia; Didelphidae
Gene: TM2D1
Product: TM2 domain containing 1
Exons: 3
Coding region: 10-351 (113 amino acids)
Source: RefSeq, a predicted model, not a curated record